AUGCCACGUCGUGACUACAACUCCUCAAUCUCUGGUGAUUCCGACAACGAGCUUUUCCCUCCUCCUCCUCCUCCUCUUCCGACGCCGACACGACACCCUAUCACCACUUCCUCAGCUGACAGUGGUUUGUGUGGCUACGAGAGAGACGAUGAAGAAAAAGAGAUUGUGACACUAGCGUCAUUUUCACUAAAUCGCAAGAAGAGGGUGAAUAAGCUGCUACCGUCGUUUUCGGCGGAGGGGAAAGUGAAGGACAGCUUCGCGGUGGUGAAGGAAUCGGUGGACCCAUAUGAAGAUUUAAAGGCAUCCAUGAUGGAGAUGAUAUUAGCAAAGCAGCUGUUUGAGGAGAGAGACUUCAAGCAGCUAUUGGAGUGUUUCUUAUCGCUCAAUUCGCGUCAUCAUUACAGGACAUUUACUGAUAUGGAUGUUGUUGAGUGUGGAUGUUAUUGA
Camellia sinensis is the source of this 447-nucleotide messenger RNA. NCBI's taxonomy places the organism in Eukaryota, Viridiplantae, Streptophyta, Magnoliopsida, Ericales, Theaceae. The record is from RefSeq and is a predicted model, not a curated record.